ACGCCUCUUGUCAAAUAUUUGCUGCUUACAAAACCAGCCGGGUGAGCGUGUUUAAAUUGGUGAAAACCGACCGACAGUCGUGUUUUAAAGUAAAAGUUGAAGUCGGAGAACAUGGACAGGACGGUCAGCCUCCCAAACCAGCCGGACAAAACCACCAAAGUAACUCUGGUUGAGAGCAGCAGCGCCCCCAGCGGGCUGGAACUGGUCAGCUCCUACCAGACACACAGAGUGGGAGACCCCAUGGACCUGGUGUCCCUGGCUGCACAAGUUCAGAAGGGAGAUGAUUUCAUUAAAGCCAAUGCUUGCAACAGACUCACAGUCAUCGCUGAUCAGAUCAGAUACCUACAGGAGCAGGCAAAAAAGGUUUUAGAAGAAGCUAAAAGAGAUGCUGACCUCCACCAUGCUGCCUGUAACAUUGUGAAAAAGCCAGGCAACAUGUAUUUCCUCUACGAACGGCAAUCGGGACAGAAAUAUUUUUCUAUCAUCUCUCCUAAUGAAUGGGGUCCAAGUUGCCCUCACACGUUUGUCGGUGCAUUCAAACUUCAGCACGACAUGUCCUGGACCCCCAUAGACGAGGUGGAGAAGAGGGACUCGGAGAUCGCCAUCAUGGACAAACUUUUGAGCCAGCAGACAGCUCUACCGCCGUACACAGGACCCAGCUUCAAGGGCCUCUCUGACUAAAGGACUACAAGGAAACAAGGACAAUACUUUUUAAAGGACAUGCAGAUGCUGACUAUAGUCUUAACAUUAAUAUACAAACUGACAACGCCAUCGAUGGACGGGAAUCGCUGAAAUCAAAACAGUCCUUUAGACUUUCUGUAAUUUGUUGUGUUUUGCCAUUUACAACUUUCUCUGAAACAGAGUGAAAACAUACUUACGUAACACGGUGACUUUCAUACACUGAGUUCGGUGUAUAAUACAUUACUGCAAGUUUUUGUUGUAUGCACAUCAACGUCUGAUGCUGGAUGUUCAUCAUUUCAAUCUCAGGAUGCUUUUCUGAAAAUCUCAAAUGUGGCUUCUCGGACAAGCCUGUGAAUGGACACCAACAAAUAAAGCUUUAAAACUCCUGUCAGUUAGUCUUUUA
Messenger RNA from Labrus mixtus (cuckoo wrasse), 1084 nucleotides. It is a transcript of the gene c7h1orf50, whose product is annotated as chromosome 7 C1orf50 homolog. The record is from RefSeq and is a predicted model, not a curated record. The transcript has 5 exons. Bases 112 to 681 code for a protein of 189 amino acids. NCBI's taxonomy places the organism in Eukaryota, Metazoa, Chordata, Actinopteri, Labriformes, Labridae.